This is a messenger RNA of Ogataea angusta, 1116 nucleotides long. RefSeq lists its product as uncharacterized. Lineage: Eukaryota; Fungi; Ascomycota; Pichiomycetes; Pichiales; Pichiaceae. The transcript has a single exon. The record is from RefSeq and is a predicted model, not a curated record. Gene Ontology annotation, molecular function: GTPase activity; GTP binding. Gene Ontology annotation, cellular component: cytoplasm. The coding region runs from base 1 to 1116 and encodes 371 amino acids. Gene Ontology annotation, biological process: cytoplasmic translation.
AUGGUGAAUAUAUCGGAAAAGAUAAAGGAGAUUCAAGAUGAAAUGUCGAGAACUCAAAAGAAUAAAGCAACUGAAUAUCAUCUAGGGCUGUUAAAAGGAAAGUUAGCAAAGUAUAGAAGAAUGCUCUUGGAUCCAGAUGGUUCUUCCAACCAAGGCAGCAGAGGUCAAGGAUUCGAGGUAAGCAAAAGUGGAGAUGCUCGAGUCUGCUUGAUUGGUUACCCAUCUGUGGGAAAAUCUUCCUUUUUAUCAAAAGUUACAAAAACUCAGUCAGCAGCUGCAGCAUACGAAUUCACAACAUUGACUUCUGUUCCUGGUGUUUUACAUUAUGAAGGAGCUGAAAUCCAGAUUGUCGACUUACCUGGAAUAAUAAAAGGAGCGAGUGAGGGAAAAGGUAGAGGAAGACAAGUUGUCGCAACCGCGAAAACUGCAGAUUUAAUUUUGAUGGUCCUUGAUGCAACUAAAGGUUCUGAUCAGCGCGAGAAUCUAGAAAAGGAACUCGAGGCCAUUGGGAUCAGACUGAACAAAAUCAAGCCUGACAUCAUGAUAAAAUACAAACAAUCGGGGGGUAUAAAAUUGAUUUCAUUAAACCCUCCAUCCCAUUUAGAUGAAAAGCUUGUGUCCUCCAUACUGAAGGAAUACAGAAUACACAACGCAGAUGUUACACUGAAGGAUAAAGAUGCCACUGUAGACGAUUUGAUUGAUGUAAUCAAUGAGAAGCAUGUGGUAUACACACCUUGUCUUUACGUCUACAAUAAAAUUGAUGCCGUUUCGCUGGAGGAGGUGGAUAGAAUUGCACGGGAGCCGAAUACCACAGUGAUGUCUUGCGAAAUGGAACUUUCAAUUGAUGAUGUUGUGGAGGAAAUAUGGUAUCGUUUGAAUCUUUUGAGACUGUACACAAAGCGGAGGAAUGCAAGACCUGAUUUCUCGGAACCACUGGUUGUUCGGAAUAAGUCCACAAUCGAAGAUGUUUGCAAUUCAAUUCACAAAGAUUUGAAAGAAAACUUCAAGUACGCUCUGGUUUGGGGCUCAUCAUCCAAAUUUGGAGUGGCUCCCCAGAAAUGUGGUCUAAAUCAUUUGGUACACGAUCAGGAUGUGGUAACGAUAGUAACAAAAUAA